Molecule: messenger RNA, 795 nt
Organism: Penicillium verhagenii
Lineage: Eukaryota; Fungi; Ascomycota; Eurotiomycetes; Eurotiales; Aspergillaceae
Product: A4/G1 family peptidase
Exons: 1
Coding region: 1-795 (264 amino acids)
Biological process (GO): proteolysis
Molecular function (GO): glutamic-type endopeptidase activity
Source: RefSeq, a predicted model, not a curated record
AUGAAGUUCUCUACCGCAAUUGUGGGCAGUGCCCUUGUCGCCAGCGCCUUCGCUGCUCCCUUGACUGCCAAGCGUCAGGCUCGCCGUGCCACUCGCCAGCGCACCAGCAACCCGCCCUUCAAGCCCGGUACUACUGAGGCCAUCUCUCUCAAGGGCACCAAGGAAGUCGAGUACAGCUCCAACUGGGCUGGUGCCGUCCUUGUUGGCACCGGCUACAAGGCUGUCACUGCCGAGUUCACCGUGCCCACCCCCAGCAAGCCCAGCGGUGGAUCCAGCAGUACUCAGUACUGCGCCUCCGCUUGGGUCGGUAUCGACGGUGAUACUUGCGACACUGCUAUUCUCCAGACCGGUGUCGAUUUCUGUGUCACUGGAAGCACUGUCUCCUUUGAUGCUUGGUACGAGUGGUACCCCGACUACGCUUACGACUUUGACCUCACUAUCGCCGCUGGUGAUGUGAUCAAGGUCACUGUGGAUGCCACAUCCGAUACUGCCGGCACUGCUACCGUUGAUAACGUGACCACUGGCAAGUCCGUCACCCAUACCUUCACCGGUGGCGUUGACGGUGACCUCUGCGAGUACAAUGCUGAGUGGAUCGUCGAGGACUUUGAGGAGGAUGACUCCCUUGUUCCCUUCGCCGAUUUCGGCACUGUCACUUUCUCCAGCGCUUCCGCUACCAGCGGCAGCACCAGCGUUGGUCCUUCCAGCGCCACUCUGAUGGACAUUGAGAGCGACAGCGGUUCCAUCCUGACCUCCGUCUCCGUCACCUCCAGCGAGGUUGUCGUCAAGUAUGUUUAA